This is a messenger RNA of Phyllotreta striolata, 3530 nucleotides long. The record is from the annotation of a GenBank genome assembly. Lineage: Eukaryota; Metazoa; Arthropoda; Insecta; Coleoptera; Chrysomelidae.
AUAGGUCAUAAAUAAAAAUAUUGAGUCAUAUAAAAUUAACUUUAUGGAAAUAAACCGAAUUAAACCUCGGUCGCAGACAUGAAAUUGCACCAAUUAAGUAACUAAUACGACAAACUUUCCAAUGUGGUAAAAAUGAAUCGAAGAAAAAGGAAGUGGAAAUACAAAAAAUGAAGUCUACUACUAUAAAAUUCUGCUCUGUUUGGUUAGCUAUAUACGCAUCGAUCACCGCCGUUAUUUCCUCCGAAUAUUCACCCGAAAACGACAACGAUGGUUACAUAGAAUCUCCCAUUUGCUGCAACCUCACCACCGAACGGGUGGAGGUCAAUUACACAUCGAAAAUAGUCGAAAACGAAUACAUAGUCAUGUUCAACGGCUAUUACACCGACGAGGCGCGCUUGAACUACAUCAACACCGCCUUGAACACGUCCGGAAUUCGCAAGUGGAAGGUCCUCAGCAGAGAAAACCCCGCCAGUGAUUACCCCAGCGAUUUCGAUGUCGUGGUCAUCGAGGACUCGGACAAAAUGGAGGGUCUGAACGCCCUAAACAAACAUCCGGCCGUUAAAAGAGUCACGGCUCAACGUAUGGUUUCUCGUACACUGAAAAUCAGCCCUAAACAAAGAGCCGGAAGAAGCCUUAAUUCGAAUUCUAAAAUCAAUGCGAAGAAUCAAUUCAGGCAUAUUAAUCGUAGAUUGUUCAGGGCGAUACCUCGCCAGAUAACGUCAGUUUUACAAGCUGAUUCUUUAUGGAAUAUGGGCAUUACAGGUAAAGGCGUGAAAGUGGCCAUAUUCGAUACGGGCCUAUCGAAGAACCACCCGCACUUCAGGAAGAUCAAAGAGCGCACCAAUUGGACCAACGAAAAGACCUACGACGACGGACUCGGGCACGGCACGUUCGUGGCCGGCGUGAUAGCCUCGAGCAAGGAGUGCUUGGGCUUCGCCCCCGACGCCGAAUUGCACAUUUUCAAAGUGUUCACCAACAAACAAGUCUCCUACACCUCCUGGUUCCUGGACGCCUUCAACUACGCCAUAUUGAAGAAGAUCAACGUGCUGAACUUGAGCAUCGGCGGGCCCGAUUUCAAGGAUCACCCGUUCGUGGAUAAAGUGUGGGAACUCACGGCUAAUCGAGUGAUUAUGGUGUCUGCUAUCGGCAACGACGGACCGUUGUACGGUACACUGAACAACCCCGGUGAUCAAAUGGACGUCAUCGGCGUGGGCGGCAUAAACUUCGAAGAUCACAUCGCCAAAUUCUCCUCCAGGGGCAUGACCACGUGGGAACUUCCCCAAGGAUACGGUAGAGUGAAGCCGGACAUCGUGACGUACGGUUCGGCCGUGAAGGGUUCCCACAACAAGGGCGGCUGCCGGUCACUGUCGGGCACCAGCGUGGCCUCGCCCGUCGUAGCGGGGGCCAUAACGUUACUGGCCAGCGGCGUGUUGCAUCGCGGCGACGUCAUCAAUCCGGCCAGCGUGAAACAGGCUCUGAUGGCAUCGGCGAGAAGGCUGCCGGACGUGAACAUGUUCGAACAGGGCCACGGGAAAUUGAAUCUGAUGAAGGCCUAUCAAAUAUUGAACAGCUACACGCCUCAAGCUAGCUUGAGUCCGAGCUACAUAGACCUCAGCGAAUGCCCUUACAUGUGGCCGUAUUGCACCCAACCGCUCUACUACACGUCGGUGCCGGUCAUCGUGAACGUGACGAUUUUGAACGCGCUCGGCGUGUCGGGCAGGAUAGUGGGUAAACCGCAGUGGUAUCCGUACACGCCGCAACAGGGCCAUUUGCUCGAAGUGGCCGUCACGCAUUCGGAGAUCCUGUGGCCUUGGUCCGGUUGGAUGGGCGUCUACCUGUCGGUGACCAAAGAGGGGGCGACGUACGAGGGCCUGGCCCAAGGGCACGUGGAGUUUACGGUGGAAUCGCCGCCGGGCGACGGGGAAACCGACGUGAGAGAGAGCACCGUCAAGUUGCCGGUACGGGCGAAGAUCAUUCCGGUGCCGCCCAAGCAGAAGCGGAUCUUGUGGGAUCAGUUCCACAAUUUGCGGUAUCCGCCCGGUUAUUUUCCGAGGGAUAAUCUGAAGGUUAAGAAUUACCCGUUGGAUUGGAACGGGGAUCACAUCCACACGAAUUUUAGGGAUAUGUACCAGAAUUUGAGGAACAAAGGAUACUACGUCGAGGUGUUGGGUUCCCCUUUCACUUGCUUCGAUGCAUCACAAUACGGUACGUUGUUAAUAGUCGAUCCCGAAGAGGAAUUCUUCCCGGAGGAAAUCAUGAAAUUGAAACGCGACGUCGACGCCGGUCUAUCCGUGAUAGUAUUCGCCGAUUGGUACAACGUUACCGUUAUGAAAAAAGUCAAAUUCUACGACGAAAACACCAGACAAUGGUGGAUGCCCGAUACAGGUGGCGCCAACGUGCCGGCGAUAAACGAACUAUUGGCCUCUUGGGACAUACAAUUGGGCGAUAGGGUGUUCGAAGGGAAGUACAAAUUGAACGAGCACGAGGUUUACUACGCGUCCGGUAACAGCAUUCGAAAAUUCCCCAAAAACGGCGUCGUCGUAGCCAGACAAUUGACGGAUUACGGGGCGGAGAUUAUAGGCGAAUCGGACGGGUUUCUCUACGACGUACCCGUACUGGGUUUGGUGCAGACGAAGUCGAACGAGAAAAAGAGCGGCAGAAUAAUAGUGUACGGUGACUCGAAUUGCAUCGAUUCCAGCCAUUUGGAAACCGAUUGUUAUUGGCUGUUGGACGCCAUGUUGGAAUACACUUCUACAUCACAUCUACCUAAUGUUUUUAAGGAUAAUAAUUUCAAAGGGUGGGAAGGAAUCGCCGAUACGGAUACGCCUCGACGAAUGGAAGGAAAUCGACUGUAUAGAUAUUCGAACGUGCUGGAAAAAAGCCUGGGCGAAGCGCACGCCAAACCCGUACCGCAAUGUCCUCGGCUCGCCUGGUCGCAACCCGUACCGUUGAACGUCUCCGCGCCGAGCGAUCUCUACCAAUCCCAGAAGCUGCUGUCGCUCUCCGACGACGUCCACGUCGCCCUGCCGGCCGACAACAACAUCAAAGACGCGUCGGGCGUCGACGGCAACGGCGACUUCAUCGAGUGGAAUUGGCGCAACAAGCCGGCCGGCGCCGCGACGGCCCGGCCCGAGGACUUCGAUCUGACCGUUACGGUGCUGGUGGUACUGUCGCUGGCCGUUAUUUACUACAGCGUCAGGUGGUGCAAGCCGAAGCCGAAGAAGCGGAAGCUGUGCAAACGGCUGUUGUCUAUAGUCAAUUGCAGGCGAACGUCGAGCGUGUGAGGAUGUUCGUGUAUGCAGGUAGAUGCGAAAUUGUUCGCCAUGUGGUCGAUUCGAGAGAGAUUACGGGGGACGUUUACAAAGUUGUAGCGAUUUUUUCACUUUGACAACUAUGUUAUUUUAAUGCGAGGGACGUUUCUAAAGUUCCAAACUUGUAGACGAGUAUUUACAUGUUUGUGCAACUAUCCAGUGCAAUAUAUUGGGUGGUAUGGACUCGUUUUUGUAACCAUGAAAGAUGCAAUAAAAUCU